Molecule: messenger RNA, 555 nt
Organism: Oikopleura dioica
Lineage: Eukaryota; Metazoa; Chordata; Appendicularia; Copelata; Oikopleuridae
Source: the annotation of a GenBank genome assembly
AUGAAGGCAAAGGGCGAUCUUCGCGAGUUCAUCGUCACCGGCCGAAAGUUGCCUUCUGACUCUCAGCCCCACCCAUCGGUCUACCGAGUCCGACUCUUCGCCCCAGACCCAAUUGCUGCCAAAUCUCGAUUCUGGUACUUUGUGUCCUACUACAAGAAGGUCAACAAGACCGCUGGUGAAAUCAUCUCCGUCAAGAAGGUCGCUGAGAAGACCCCCGGUCUCGUCAAGAACUUCGGUAUCUGGGUCCGAUACGACUCCCGAUCUGGUACCCACAACAUGUACCGAGAGUACCGAGACACCCAGACCGCUGGUGCCGUCACCCAGUGCUACCGAGACAUGGGUGCCCGCCAUCGAGCUCGACCUGGCUCUAUCCAGAUCCUUCGAGUAGAGCGACUCCCCGUCACCAACGCUGCCGGCGAGAAGCAGGGAGCCAAGCGACCACACAUCACCCAGCUCUUGGACUCGAAGAUCCGAUUCCCUCUUCCACGAAGAAUCAUGUCCCGAAAGGCGCAGAACGCUCCUCGAUUUGCCACCAAACGACCAAGCACCAUGUAA